GUUAAUUUAACAUUUUUGGUUCAAGAUACGAAAAACGGUAGCUCAACACUUUCUCCAAAUAUUCAACUUUGCCGAUGUGAAAACGGUGGUGAAUGUUUUGUUCCUGAAGCUACAUCAGAACAGGAGGCAGCAAUCGAAAAUACUUUUCUUGUUAUGUCAUGCAAUUGUCCUCCUGGUUAUACCGGGGAAUUCUGUGGAGAAGUGAGAGAUUUCUGUGCGGGAGGAUUGACACCAUCUUGUAAUGCUUUGGUCACAUGCACUAAUUCUCCAACCGGUUUCACGUGUGGGGAUUGCCCGAAUGGGUACGAUGGAAACGGACAAAUUUGUUCAG
Paramuricea clavata is the source of this 331-nucleotide messenger RNA. The record is from the annotation of a GenBank genome assembly. NCBI's taxonomy places the organism in Eukaryota, Metazoa, Cnidaria, Anthozoa, Malacalcyonacea, Plexauridae.